AUGGCGGACCCAGCGUUCCGGACGGUAUGGAUAGUUUUAAUUGUGUUAACUUGUGUAUGCAAUACAGUACAGAACACGAGACAAAAAAGACAGAUAUCACCACAUCAACCAAAGAUUAUUACAACAGACGGCCAUCUUGUAUUCGAAACCGGGAUCAAUCAUAACAUCACAUUCAAGUCAACAGCGGGCGGCUAUGUCAACGUGAAUGGCGAGAAUCUCGUUUCCAUGGUCCAAAUGGUCAAAACAAACAAACAGGCUAUUGAUGAACUCAAAGCUUUCCCAACAGAGAUUCCAUCGAACAUUGAAGGUCGUUUAGAAAGUGUGGAAGGACGUUUGAACAACCUGCAGCCGACAGGGGAGGUUCAAAACCAGUUGAUAAGUCUAGCUAACAGACUCGGCAUACUGGAGACUGCUAAUCUUGUGACUCGUUUGGCCACCAUUGAACAACAGAUGACUGGCCUGCAGAAUAUACCAUCAUCAGUGACAACUCUUACUUCCCAGGUGUCGUCACUCCAGCGAUCUGUGGAUGAUCUACAAACCCAAAUAACUGAAGCCAACGGAAACAUGGAUCUCGUGUCUGAUAUUGACACAAUGGUCAGAACAUUGCAGAGACAAGUUGCGAAUUUACGUUCGCUGCUUACACAGAAUGAAUGUAGUAGCAAUCCGUGUAGAAAUGGCGGCACCUGUAUUGACAGGUACAAUGCCUACUCCUGUCGAUGUCCGCCCGCUUGGACGGGAGAGACUUGCGAUGAAGAUGUGAAUGAAUGCUCUGAGUAUACCGGAACAGAUCGAGGUUGUCAGAAUGGAGCCACGUGUGUCAACAACAGGGGUAGUUUCACUUGCCAGUGUACCAGUAACUACCACGGUAUUCGGUGUACAGAAACUCACGAUGACUGUACCGGAGCUUCCAAUCAGGAACUGUGUGGCCACGGCACCUGUGUCAACACUGGCAGAGUGAUUCCUGGUCAGCCAAAGUAUCACUGUAUCUGUGAGGACGGCUGGACUACGUCCGGGUCUGAUCCUGCCUGUAAUACCGACGUUAACGAAUGUGACACUGACCGUCCAGCAGUUUGCUCGGCCGAUCCUCUAGUUCCUUGUAUCAAUGUUCCUGGCACCUUCUACUGUGGGCAGUGUCCGACUGGGUACAGUGGAAAUGGUUUCACCUGUGCCGAUAUCAAUGAAUGUGCCACCAACAAUGGCGGAUGUUCCUUGUCUCCACGGGUCGACUGUGUGAACACUCGCGGGUCACGGUCUUGUGGUCCCUGUCCGUCUGGCUAUGUAGGAAAUGGUGAGACAUGUAGCUGGGUUGGUGUCUGCAACACAAAUAACGGGGGAUGUCACCCUCAGGCUUCCUGUCAGGAAAGUCCAGGUGUGCUGACUUGUACCUGUCCACCGGGGUAUGUGGGUAAUGGAAUCGGGACUAAUGGCUGUGUUUCCCAGGGCCCCAUCACUGGACCUUGUGGCAGUAACCCGUGUCGGAAUGGUGCUGCGUGUCAGACCAACGGGAAUACAUUUUUGUGUGUUUGUAUCCCUGGUUACGAAGGAAACCAAUGCGAAACCAACACUAACGAAUGUGCCAGUAAUCCGUGUCAGAAUGGCGGUACUUGUACCGAUCAGGUCAACGGAUACUCUUGUCAAUGUGAUUCUGCUUACUCCGGUAAUAACUGCCAGGACGAACAAAACGCCUGUGGAGGACGUCUCUAUGGGGAGACGGGAACGAUCACCUACCCAGCAACACCGGGGGCAACCUACCCACAUGGCCUUAGCUGUGCUUACCGAAUCAUUUCCACUCCUGGCUUGAUUGUGAGCCUUACCUUCACGUCUUUCAACGUUGAGGCCCACGCCACAUGUGGCUACGACUUUUUACAGAUAAAUGAUGGCCCUACAGCUGCCUCCUACGCCCUAGGGAGGUACUGUGGGUCAAGUCUCCCUAACAGUGGCCAGCCAAUCAACACAACACAACACCAAAUGUACCUCUGGUUUUUCACCGAUGUGUCAGUUUCCAAUACAGGAUUUUCUGCCACCUGGACAUCAGCGCCUCCUGUUUGUGGCGGACGUCUGGCUGGCCAGACCCAUGGAUCCAUCAACAGUCCAGGUUAUCCCGGCACUUAUCCACAUGAUCGGACUUGCUCCUGGGAGAUCGCCGUCCCACUCGGAAACAACAUCAUGUUUACGUUUGCUACCCUGGCCCUGGAGUCCCACCCUAACUGUAGCUAUGACUACUUGGAGAUUCGAGAUGGUCCUUUGCCAACAUCCCAGCUACUUCAACGCUAUUGUAACACAACACAGCCCCCGCCACUUUCAACGACAGGACCGAAUGCAUUUGUCAAGUUUCACUCUGAUGCUUCAUUGACCGAUAAUGGAUUUCAUAUUACUUACGUGGCAAUUUCAGCUGGGGAUCAAUGUGGUGGACAGCUGACAGGAGAGACAGGAACUUUAACCUCCCCUAACUACCCAAGUUAUUACGACCACAAUGGUUACUGUGCCUGGACAAUCACGGUGUCCACGGAGGAUAGUAUCACCCUUACAUUCACAGACAUGGCUCUGGAGGGGGGAAGCUGUUCCUAUGACUAUGUCGAGGUACGAGACGGUAGUGAUGAGAACGCUCCGCUGUUUGGUCGUUACUGUGGAACCAGUAUCCCAUCCAUUCUUAGAUCAUCCGGAAAUGUCAUGUUUAUUGAGUUCCGAACUGAUGGAUCCGUACGAAAUACUGGCUUCCGUGCUGAUUGGACUACCGCUUGUGGUGGAGUAUAUACUGCUCUACAAGGAAACCUACAGUCCCCCAACUACCCAAACGCAUACCCAGCAAGCAAGGAAUGUAUCUACUCCAUCAACCAACCCAACGGAAAUAGUGUGACCUUGACCUUCACAGCUUUUGAUGUUGAAGGGUCGUCAGGAGGGUUAUGUGCAUUUGACUAUGUUGAGGUCAGAGAUGGGGGUUCAGAAACCUCUCCACUUCUGGGUCACUUCUGUGGGGCCGAAAUUCCGGAUCCUAUUUCCACAACACAAAACCUGAUGUGGGUAAAAUUUGUGACUGAUUCCUCCAUACAGAACCUGGGAUUUGCAGCGUCCUAUAUCUCUGCUAGAGUCCCUUGUGGCUCUUUUUUGACCGAUCCCAGUGGAACCUUCCAGAGCCCCGGCCACCCCAACAUCUACCCUCACGGUGCCAACUGUACCUGGCAAAUAUCUGUGUCUGCCGGCCUCGUCAUCCGACUGACUUUCCAAACCUUUAUACUGGAGGGCCAUGGCUCUAGCUGCUAUUUUGACUAUGUGGAUGUGUAUGACAACUCGUCUGCUGUACUAAGCAGUCGUUUAGGAAGAUACUGCGGUAACACUAUCCCCCCGAGUAUGACUUCCACCGGGAACGUAAUGACGGUCACGUUCACAGCCGAUAGCAGUAUUGCAUACGAGGGCUUCACAGCUUCAUACGUUUCACUCAAUGCAUCUACAGUUUGCGGCGGCACUUUGACGACCAGCACAGGAAUAAUCACAAGUCCCAACUUUCCCAGUAACUAUCCUCACAACAGGCAGUGCAUUUGGACCAUUAUCGCCCCCAAUAAUAUCCAGAUUCUUCUCAAUAUCACAGAUUUCCAGAUGGAGAGUCAUGCUAACUGUGUGUUCGACUUCCUAGAAAUCAGAAAUGGUGGUUUUGAAAACUCCCCCCUAGUUAACAGAUACUGUGGAAAUACAAUCGACACCAUCAUACAGUCACACAGCAAUCGGAUGUUUAUCAAAUUCCAAACGGACAGUUCAUUCUCUGCCAGGGGCUUCCGUAUCCUGUAUGAAGCAACAGCUACAGGCUGUGGAGGAGACUUUACCACGCCCACAGGCAGUUUUAUCUCGCCUAAUUACCCGAAUACUUACCCCCACAAUGCUGAGUGUUUUUGGACCAUCACUGCGUCCCGAGGGAGUCAGAUCGUCCUAAACAUCACAGAUAUUGAUAUGGAGGGGGGCAGCUCUUGUUAUUUCGACUACAUCUUGAUAAGAGAUGGUAGCUCCUCCGGAAGGCAGCUGGGUAAAUUCUGUGGAACAUCCACGCCUGAUGCUGUCCAUUCAAGUUCUAACUCGCUCUGGAUUAAAUACAGGACCGAUUACUCAGUUGCAGGGCGGGGCUUCCACAUCUCAUACCGCAGUGUGUGUAAUGUUCGACUGACCGAUUUUACUGGCGUGAUCGAGAGCCCUAACUUUCCCCAGCCGUACCCACACAACCGUAACUGUACAUGGAUUAUAGAGACAUCUAUGGGCAACACGAUCACUGCUGCCUUCUCUCACUUUGACGUGGAAACGCACCACUCCUGUUCGUGGGACUAUCUACAGAUUCGGGACGGAGAGCUAGCGUCAUCCACGUCCCUGGGAAAGUUCUGUGGUACAAACCUUCCCGCUCCGGUCAACAGCACUUCAAAUAAGAUGCGUGUUCAUUUCAUGUCAGAUUUCAGUGUGGCCAGCAAUGGAUUUCGUCUCGAGUACAUUUUUAAUGGAUGUGGAGGGUAUCUGAUGUCCCCAUCAGGUAACUUCACGAGUCCGAACUACCCCGGAAACUACCCGAACCAUCGUGUCUGUGAAUGGCUGAUCAACAUAGCCACUGGUAUGAGGAUAGAGCUGACUUUGAAUGACUUUGACUUCGAGACACAUUCCACCUGCGCAUACGAUGGACUUGAGAUAUACGGUGGAAUGGACAGUGCCUCCCCCCUCCUGAUGACACUGUGUCAUACCCAGACACAACCCCAGGUUUAUACAGCCACCGGAAAUCAGAUGUUCAUUCGUUUCCGGAGUGAUAUCUCCGUCCCUGGCAGAGGAUUCCAUGCCUCAUAUAGAUCCUUGCUUGGAGGUUGCGGAGGAAACUUUUCCACGCCAGCAGGGACACUCACCUCGGCCAACUUUCCGAACAACUACCCCCACAAUACUGAGUGUGUCUGGUUGAUUACUGUGGCACCAAGCACAAACAUCCUAAUCACCUUUAAUGAAUUUGAAUUGGAAGGAAGCAGCACCUGCCCUUUCGACUAUGUUAAGAUAUUUGAUGGUCCAUCGAUAAACAACACAAUGUUGAUGUCACAUUGUGGUUCUUCCCUGCCUUCACCUCCAUCAUAUCGCAGUAGUGGCAACCAGAUGCUUGUGCGUAUGAGGACAGAUUCAUCUGUGUCACGUAAAGGCUUCAAUGCAACCUAUGUUACAGGUUGUGGAGGAACGCUUUCAGCUGAACAAAAUGGAGAAAUCAUAUCUCCGAACUACCCUGAUAAUUAUGGUCCACAGAAUAACUGCUCCUGGCUAAUCCGAGCUGAUCAUUCAGUUGAUCGCGUCACUCUAACAUUUACACACAUGGAUACCGAGUUCUAUGCGUCCUGUAUACACGACUAUGUGUCUGUCUACAACGGUGAUGACGAUGAUGCCCCACUAAUAGGAACUUACUGCGGCAGCACGGUUCCUGCCCCAAUUACCUCCCUUGGCUCUGCUUUGUUUGUCAGGUUCGUCUCGGAUCCCUCGGUACAAAGAACAGGAUUUAGAGCGGUGUACACUAAAUCCUCGUCUUCGUGUGGAGGAGAGUUCACUGCAGAGAGAGGGUCAUUCAUGAGUCCCGGGUACCCAACCGCGUACCCUCCAAGUACGGAGUGUGUUUGGACAUUCAUCGUGUCUCCCGGCAAUCGCCUCAUGGUCUCCUUCAGUGUGUUUUCCUUGGAGGAUAAUCCGUCGUGUAACUUCGACUACGUGGAGCUGCGGGAGACUGAUGUAAAUGGAGAUCUCAUUGGUCGAUAUUGUAGUACGAAUCUCCCCAGUAAUCUUACUUCGUAUCAAGGACUGUGGAUGAAGUUCCGUUCCGAUGACAUACCCGGACCCAAUGCUAUCGGAUUUCUUGGACAGUAUAGUCCAGUGUAUGGAGGUGAACUUACUGGAAGUUCGGGACGAUUAGCUUCUCCACUGUACCCUCGCCAAUACCCUCAUAACGCUGACUACACCUGGACUAUCACCGUGGAUACCAACAUGCGUAUCCGUGUGGCCUUUACCGCGAUGGACAUGGAGUUCCGACAAACAGGCUGUGUCUUUGAUUAUCUGCUGUUCCGGGACGGAGGUUUAGCCGACAGUCCAGAGCUCGGUCGAUACUGUGGUUUGACGAUUCCUGAUCCAGUGUUGACCACUACUAACCAGCUCCGGGUGGAGUUUCACACAGACUUCUCUGCCUCAGGCCAGGGUUUCCUGUUCGACUGGCAGGCUACUAAUGAAGUGCCGCCUACUGCACUGCCCCCUGGUGUCUCUACCACUCCAGUGCCUGGUUGUGGAGGAACCCUUAAUCCUUCUGAGUAUCAGAUGAUGACAGUUAUCUCCCCUGGGUAUCCCAAUGGAUACGCUGACAAUCUCGAUUGUGUGUGGCAUGUAACUGUCCAGACGGGCUCCGUUGUAUGGUUUAACAUCACCGAUAUCAAUAUGGAGGGUGGAAGCUGUGGAUAUGAUUAUUUAGCAGUCUAUGAUGGUCCAGUAGUAAAUGGUAAUUAUGGCCCAACUCUGGGACGCUUCUGUGGAAGAUUUAGGAAUUCUCAGCCUAUCAAGUCAACCUUCUCACAGAUGACACUGCGAUUUAAAACCGAUUUCUCCGUUAACAGGACAGGCGUCUCUUUCAACAUACAAGCAGUUUGUGGUGGAAUAUUACGUAUGCAAUCGGGUAUAAUACAAAGUCCUCUCUAUCCCAGCUCCUACCCGAAUAACCUGAAUUGCACAUGGCAUGUGUAUGUUACAAAUGGCCGUACAAUUGGAGUUGAAUUUAUCGGGCCAUUCAAUGUGAUUGGAUCGGGAGAGGCAUGUGGAGGGGACAGCGUUCAGCUACUUGGUGGGCCGAGUAUAACUUCCCCUCCCAUCGGAAGCUCUCUCACUGGAAAAUACUGUGGAAAUGUAUUGCCUCCGGCAAUGAACACUUCCAGUAACUACCUCACUGUAAGAUUUGUCAGCGAUGCGACUGGGGCCAGCAAUGGGUUCAAGCUGCAGUUCACAGAGGUCAGCGUGACAUGUGGCGAUACUCUGUACUUGACCAAUGGAGUGACCAGUGGCUAUUUCACCUCCCCGAACUACCCCGAUGUCUACCCACACAACGUUGACUGCACCUGGGUCAUUACCGCCCCUGCGUCUCAGAGCAUACAACUCGACUUUGUUGACAACUUUUACAUAGAGGAUCAUAACCAGUGUCAGUUUGACUAUGUAGAGGUCCGUGACGGCGGCACCGUUAACUCGCCGGUCAUAGCGCAUGUUUGUGGAAGCUCCCUGCCUAGUACAGUGAAAUCAUCCGGCAAUGUCAUGUUUGUGCGAUUCCGUACCGAUAUCAGCGUUGUUCAUGUUGGAUUCCGGGCCAUGUACAAAAUAUCGGAAUGUGGGGGACGGGUCUAUGGAGUGAGUGGGACUAUCAUGUCGCCAAAUUUUCCGGACACUUACCCCAGUAACAGCGACUGUGUGUGGAACAUUGAGGCACCGACAGGGCACUAUCUGACAUUUACCUUUAAUAGCUUCAACUUAGUGUACGCCUAUGAUUGUACUUUGGAUGACGUAGACUUCCUGGAGAUCAGGGAAUUCAAUUCUACAGGACCAGUCCUGCUGCGGGCCUGUAGUUCCAGUCUCCCAAGCCCUAUCGAUACUUCAGACAGUUUUGCACUCGUUAGAUUCAAAUCCAACUCGGGUCAUAAUCAACCGGGAUUUUCUCUUAGCUUCCAAGCAAGCAUAGAAGUUUGCGGCGGCAUGAUGACGUCCCCGACUGGGACCUUCACUUCACCAAACUUCCCUGGCCAGUAUGCUCAUUCUAGGGUAUGCGUCUGGACGAUCAUGGUUCAACAAGGCCGCAGAGUUUCCUUAACCUUCGACAGUUUUAAUUUGGAAUAUGGCUCAAAUUGCCGUUUUGAUUUUGUUGCGAUAUAUGACGGUAUCCUGGCUGAUUCACCAAUCAGAACUCGGUUCUGUGGAGCGACAAUUCCAGAGCUCCAGGAGUCCAGUGGUAAUACCAUGAAGGUUGUGUUCCGCACAGAUGGUUCCGUGAGUAAUGGAGGAUUCCGAGCCUCCUAUACUUCAAACAAUGAACAAGUUUGUGGUGGACCUUUAAGCACUCCUGGGAUAAUUACCUCCCCUGGAUUUGAGGCCGGUUCUAACUAUACCAACAGUCAUCAGUGUGUUUGGUUAAUCGUCAACCAGAACUUCACCAACACGUCGAUGGCUUUAAGUUUUAACAGUUUCCAAAUUGAGUCGCAUAGCAACUGUAAUUUUGAUUUCCUGGAAAUCCGAGAAGGAUAUUCAGAGACAGGUUCAUUAAUUGGAAAGUAUUGUGGAACAACGGUGAUGCCAUCCCCCAUUUACACACCAUCUCCGCAACUGUGGGUCCGGUUUAGGACCGACUCUAGUAUCGUUGAUCGUGGUUUUAGUCUGAACUAUGGAUUCACAGAUUGUGGUGGUAUACUAACUCAGAACAAUGGGGUCAUCACCAGUCCUAACUUUCCUAGCCUGUAUAAUCACAGCGACUCCUGCGCUUGGCACAUACAGGCUCCAGAAGGCUUCCGCAUCAAUGUACAAUUUACCGACUUCAACAUUGAGACACAUCCCAACUGCGUUUUUGACUAUGUCGAAGUGUUGAACGGCCCAUAUUAUAGCUCCCCAUCUGUAGGCAAAUACUGUGGUACAACUUUGCCUCCUGCUUUCACGUCUCAGUCCAGGGCCAUCCGUGUGUACUUCAAGUCUGAUAUCUCCAUUAGCAGACAAGGAUUUCGUCUGACUUACUUCUUCCAGUCCGGAGGCUGUGGCGGGUUAUUCCACAGUAACGAUGGACAGAUUAUGAGUCCAAACUACCCACAGAGUUAUCCUCACAGAACAGAAUGUGUCUGGGACAUCAAUGUCUCCCCUGGCUACCAUGUGGCCUUGACCUUCACUCCACCAUUUGACCUUGAAAGCCAUGCCUCUUGUUCCUGGGAUUAUGUUGAGGUGAACGACGGCCUUUGGAACGGCUCUUUGGUACCAUUGGGUCGAUGGUGUAGUAAUCUAACUCCGCCACAACAAAACUCGACAACAAACCGACUAGUUGUAAAGUUUCGUUCGGAUAUAAACACCAAUGGCAAUGGGUUUUCCGCUAACUGGACAGUAGGUUGCGGCUCAAUUUUCACCUCGGAAAAUGGCAGAAUUGUCUCCCCUGGUUACCCAGAAGUGUAUGGCAAUCAUCAGUUGUGUAACUACACCAUCAUCUCGGACCCCCAGCGCUUCAUCGUUCUCAGGUUCAGUGUGUUUGAUCUAGAAGGUGGGAGUAGCUGUCCGUAUGAUUACCUGGAUGCAUUUGCCGGAAACAAUUCUUUAGGGCGACGCCUUGGCAGGUUCUGUGGCAAUGUAAUCCCACAGGCUAUUAGUUCUUUAGGUGUCAUGUUCUUGCAGUUCCGGACAGACUUGUCCAUCGUCGGACAUGGUUUCAGCUUGAAUUAUCGAACCUCAGAAUGUGGUGGAAACUUCACUAGUCCCUACGGAUUUAUUAGGACACCCCAACAACCGUCGAUAUACCAUCACAACGCAAACUGUUCCUGGCUUAUAACUGUGGCACCUGACCGGGUCGUCUAUUUCAAGUUUACAUCGUUUGAUUUGGAAGCCCACUCGUCAUGUAACUAUGACUACGUAGACCUUCGUGACGGUCCAGACUUGUCCUCCCCUCUGAUUGGUCGUUAUUGCGGUACUGUUGUCCCAGACAUGAUCCGUACCACAUCCAACAUUCUGCUGGUCAACUUUAUCAGCGACUACUCAGUGGCCGGAAGAGGCUUCACAGCAGGCUACAGGACAGGCUUUGGUGUGAACCAGGGAUGUGGAGGAACAUUAAAUGCAACAUCUGGAUCUUUUGGAAGCAUUGACAUCGAUGGCGAUGGUCAGUAUGAGAAUAGACAGGACUGCAUUUGGACAAUCAUUGUCGGGAGGAAUCAUUUGGUGGUUCUGACCAUAGCAUCCAUUGAUAUUGAAAUGCAAUCAACAUGUUACUUUGAUGGGAUCAAGAUAUAUGAUGGAAUGGGAGACACCGAUCCACAGAUCGGUACCUAUUGUGGAACAAACGCGCCUGGAGUUGUCCGCUCUACCUCAAACGCCCUCACCGUUCGUUUCUACACGGACGGGUCUGUAACAGGCAUUGGCUUCAAUGCUACUUAUAGACAGGAGCUCGCUUUUUGUGGUCAGACUCUGAUUUCUUCAGAUCACCCACAGACCGUAUCGUCCCCCACUGGGCCCCUCUUCCCCCCACAACAGCCUGUACAAUGUCGCUGGACUGUGGAUGCCCCCGUCUCCACUCAGCGUGUUCGCUUUACAAUGACGACCAUUAACUUGGACAGCCACGCAAACUGUACUGAUGAGUACGUGGAGUUUAGGGACUCGCCACUGGGCUACGGAGGCCGAUCAAUGCACUACUGUGGUACGACACCCCCAAGUAUGUUCGAGUCUGUCGGACAAACAGCUCAGAUCAACUACAAGGCCAUGGGAACGCGAGACGGACACGGCUUUUCUCUUACGUACCAAACGGCCACCUGUAACAGAACAUACAGCGGAUACAGCGGCCAAAUACACGGUCCCGGUUGGCCAGGGAACUACCCUAGCAACAUUUACUGUGAGAUUCUUAUCACUGGGCCUCCAAACACCUGGAUCACGCUCUACUUCAAUACCUUCAGUAUCGAGUCACAUAGGUCAUGUCGCUUUGACUACCUACAGAUAAGGAACGGGUCCACAGUCACAGACCCUGUGGCAGCCACCCUGUGUGGCUUUGCUAUACCAGACCCCAUAUUUGGCACAGGAAAUUCACUGUGGAUGGCAUUCCGAACUGAUGGGUCCAUAACUCAUCCCGGAUUUGACAUUACCUACACAGCGUCAACAGCAGGCAUGGGCUGUGGGGGAAACAUCACCGGAAUCAACGGUAGUCUGACCAGUCCAGGUUACCCUGGUAACUACACGGAACGGCACAGUUGUCGCUGGCUUAUCACCGUACCUGGCAGGCGCGUUGUCAGGGCAACCUUCACAGAUCUGAACCUUAUUGGCAGUCCAGACUGCAAUAGAGAUUCUGUCGCUGUGUACAACGGAAACUCUGAUCAGCAGCCAAUAUUUGGCCGAUAUUGUGGCAAUGAGACACCAGCGCCUCUAGUUGCCAGCGGAAACGUUAUGCUUGUGAAAUUCACCACGGAUGGUAUAGGCAGUGCACCAGGCUUCCGAUUAACAUUUACUAGUUAGGGAUUGUAGUAGUCCUCACCUCGGGUUCUCGUGUGGAUGAUAUAUGAGUGUUGAUGAUGUCAUAUCAUUUAGUGAUCAUGGCAUUGCCAUGAAGUGUUGAUGAUGUCACCAUAUAUUGUUGAUGAUGUCACCAUAGUGUUGAUGAUGUCACCGAACAGCAUUAAUGAUGUCACCGAACAGCAUUGAUGAUGUCACUAUAUAUUGUUGAUGACAUCGCCAUACAGUGUUGAUGAUGUCAUCAUAUAUUGUUGAUGAUGUCACUAUACAGCAUUAAUGAUGUCACCGAACAGCAUUGAUGAUGUCACUAUAUAUUGUUGAUGACAUCGCCAUACAGUGUUGAUGAUGUCACCAUACAUUGUUGAUGAUGUCACCAUACAGUGUUGAUGACAUCAUCAUCAGGUGUUGGUGAUGUCACCAUACAGCCUUGAUGAUGUCAUCAUACAGUAUUGAUGACAUCAUCAUCAGGUGUUGAUGCACUAAGUUCAUCAGGGUGGAGAAAGAGAUUCAACAGGUUGUAAACUCUCUAAUGAAAAUCUGUUAUAAUUUUAUAUAAAAGAGAAAGAAUUUAUGUUCUGAAAAGAAAUAUCAUUUUAUAUAUUGAAAGAAUUAAAUGCAAUUCUUUGAAAAAGAUAUAUUUUAGUAAUAACUCACAAUACUUGAGAUUCGUCUACAUUCCUUCCCACUUGUUCUGCCAAUAUACAGACAUACAUUCCAUAUUUACUCAUAAGGAUCUGAUUUAUUGUGUCAUCUGCAAAAAGCAGGGGACAUAUAUGUAUCACUAUGUCGGCGUGACGCCAUGAGGCGUUAUCUGCACAGAGAUUUCUAUGGGAUAGCUCAAGAUCCCUUGGGCCGAUCAAAAUCAAACUUCAUACAGGUCUUUCCUUACCAAAAGUGCUUGCUUGGGAUUGCUUUUCAGGUCCGAUGGUUGAAGGUCAAGGUCACCGUUACUAAAAAUAGAAAAUUUGUUUUCUUGUGAUAACUCGAGUUCUUUGGGUCCAUCAAACUCAAUUUUCAUGUAGUUUUUAAACAAACAUUAAUGUUCACAUUCCCCACAACGCCACCUUUUUUUUUAACUUCCUACUUCAGUGAAAUAGUGCUGUCAUCAUGACCUUACGCUUCAAAACUUUUACUUGUUCCUUAAUUACCACAUGUGCUUGCAUGGGAUUGUUGUUUUAACUGGUCCAAAGGUCAAGGUCAAUCUUACUAUCAGUAGAAAAUCUAUUUCCAUGCAAUAACUCUCAUAAUCACACAACUUUCUGCACAGGCGACACAUCCACUUCUGUGGAAUUCUUGUUAUUACCACACUAUUUUACUUCUUCUGGUUCAGAAUCCAGUGUUACUGGUAUGCAGAAGUUGGGAGUGUGUGACUCCCUCUAAACAUCCUGACAACUUCAUUCUGACCAGUAUCAUCCUUCAGCUAGCUCAAAGUUCCAAACUGAAAAGAGAAUUGUAAAAUAUUGGGGGACAACUUCACUCUACCUCACUUUAAGACAAAACCUUGUUGAGAUCCUGUAGUGAUCUUUAGACUUCCACACUUCUAAAAAGAACAAUAUAAUUAUUGUGUAGAUUUAAACCGUUACACACAGCCAUGGACAUCAGUGACAGAUUUAUAGAAAUCGAAAUCAGAUAAAUGUCUUUACUGACAGUCCACUCCUAUUUCUCAUGAUACGUAAGAAAAUGUAUUAAUAUAUUUAGAUUUUACCACAAUAAAUUAGUAAGAAUUAAGGUAAGCUCACGAAGACGGAACUGCAGAAUGUAUACACGUAUACACGUAUAAUCCUGCGUAAAAGACUGAAAGUGUGUAGAUCGAUACAGCCAUCUCUGUCCCCAUGAAUGCUGAUGUUUGAAAGACCAUAUACAUUUAUUUAUGCAUCAAAUAAGAUAAACUAGUUGAUUCAUAUGUAAAGCAAGUCGUCAUUUUUUCAAUGCCAAGUUAUCAAGCAUUGCAUUGAUUCAAAUCAUAGAAGAAAUGUUGAGUUCAUCUUGAAUAUAAUUGUUUCUUAACUGAAUUAAAUCUCCAUUCAUGGUGUGAUUGAUAAUUUAAAGAAAUAGUUUUGAAAUUAAAUCAUGAAAUAUUUGUAAAAUCUGAGUGUCUGUUUUCUGUAUUUCAAUAUAGCAAAGAAAUGGUGUACCAAUGGAUUUGUUAAAAUAACCCAAACCCAACCCCCCCCCCUCAAAAAAAAAUUGGUCACAGGAGAAAAAAAAUCUACUGGCUUAAUAUUUUUACGCUGUGGACUCUUGUGUUGGUUAGAAAAAGUUUAAGUUAUCCAAACACAGUUGACCCCAUUUAUACUGAGAAAAAAAAACAAUGUCAUUAAUUUGUACAAAAGUGACCCUUUUUUACUUGAUAAGUCGGGAGAUCUUUGAAAUGUCCUAAAUUAUUUGACCCCUGUGACCUUGAAAGUGGGUCAAAUUAAUUAAUUACUCAAAUUAAUCAAUUACAAAAAAAAAUCAUUCAGUGUUUGAUUGUCUUAGUGUGUGCUAAUGAGCAAAUAUCAUAUGACCAAGCAUUUGCAGAUAUUUUUUACACAUUUGACAUUGAAAGAAGGUCAAGGUUACUACUUGAAAAAACAGCAAUAGUAUUUAGCUCUUCACUUUAGCAUGCUACUGGUACAAAAUUAUCACUAUAAUCCUCAUAGUUCGUUAGCAGAUUGUUUAUGAAGGAAAAACAGUUGACAUCAGACAUCUGUUGCUCCUAGUAAAUUCAAACCUUAACCAGGCAAACUAAAAAGGUCAAAUACAUAUGGAUAUAUCUCAAGAGAAACUUCAAAAACAGUGAAUUGGCACAAAAUCUCCAUCACAGUGCUCAAUAUGAGUUUAAAUCGUCUACUACUAACCAUGGUUUGAAAAAUUGUCUUUAUUUGUAAAUUUUGUCUAUGUAAACUGCUAAUAAGUUACUCCCAUAUAUUGUAAUUAUAAAAUGUUUCAAAAUGAGGUAAGUCGAAAUCUGAAGAUUGGUUGAAAUUCCAGAUACCGCACUACUGGUAUACAACAUUGUAUUUUCGUUAUGGAAUGCAUGGAAUCAAAUUUGAUUUGACGGAAACAGAGACUUAUAGAUCUCUGACGGAAAGUUAAUUAAUUUGCACUCUUAAUGAUCAUAACAUAACCCAGACUUCUCCAGAAUGUCUCUUACUCACCAAACCAAUGCUCCCUCUAUCAUCACCAUCGCUUCAUUUGUGUUAUUGAAUAAAAAAAAACUUAAUCUCA
Molecule: messenger RNA, 14406 nt
Organism: Pecten maximus
Lineage: Eukaryota; Metazoa; Mollusca; Bivalvia; Pectinida; Pectinidae
Product: cubilin-like
Exons: 67
Coding region: 1-11199 (3732 amino acids)
Molecular function (GO): calcium ion binding
Source: RefSeq, a predicted model, not a curated record